AUGGCUAAUCGUACAGAUGUGACUGCUAUAAAAAUCUUUGGUUCAAAUCCUCAAUAUUUAAUUUCAAAUAUUAUAAGAAGCAAAAUAUAUGAAAGUCAAUAUUGGAAGGAAAAAUGCUUUGCUUUAACAUCUGAAUCAAUUAUAGACCAAGCAAUAAAUUUAAAAUACAUAGGAGGAACCUAUGGGGGUAAUAGAAAACCAACUCGUUUUUUGUGCUUGAUUUUAAAAUUGUUACAAAUUCAACCUGAUAAAGAUAUAGUAUAUGAAUAUAUAAAAAAUGAGGAAUUUAUUUAUUUAAGAGCUUUAGGAAUUUUUUAUUUAAGAUUGAUAGGAAAAAGUUUAGAAGUUUAUAAAAACUUGGAACCUGUUUUAUUUGAUUAUAGAAAAGUUAGAAUGAGACUUCAAGAUGGAACAUUUCAAAAAAUAUAUAUGGAUGAAUUCGUUGAUAAUUGCUUAAUUUUAAACAAUUAUUUAGAUGUAGAUUUUCCAACAUUAACAAAAAGACAAAUUCUAGAAGAAAAUAAUUUAUUAGAAAAAAGAAAUUUAGAAUAUUAUAAAGAAUUAUUAAAUAUUUCUUCAGAUAAUGAAUUAUUAGAAAAUGAAAUAAAUAAGAACAAAAGUAAUUUAUCACAAAAUGAUAAUCAAGAAAGUGAUUUAAACCGUUCUAAUAUAUUUAAUAAAGUUUGUACCUAUGAUAAUGAUGGUAAUCAUAGAGAAAAAAAAAAGAAAAAAAAAGAAGAAAAAAAAAAGAAACAAAAAUAUAAGGAAAAAGAAUCAAGAAAAAAAAUGAAAAAAAAAGAGAAUACUUAUUAUAAUUAUAAAAAAAAAAAAUAUUCUUCUGAAAAUCAAGAUUCAUAUAGUACUGAUUCAAAUAAAUAUGAUAGAAAGAGAAGAAAAAAUUACGUAGAUAAGGAUGAUUAUGAUAAAAAAAAUAAAAGAAAAGAAAAAAUUUUAAAAGUAAAAAAAGGUGAAGAAAAUGAUAUAUAUAAAAAAAAAAAAGAAAAAAAAAUCUUUUUUAAUCUAAAAAAAAAUAAAAAUACAGAGUCAUCUGAAAAAAGUGAUACGUCAUAUGGAAAAUACGUAAAAAAAAAAGAAAAUAAUAAAAAUAUUUCUAUUCAUGAUGAAAAUAAAAAAGAUGAUAUAUCAAUUGAUGAAUGGAAUAAAAUUAGAAAAAAUUUAGGCAUGAAACCACUUAAAUAA
Plasmodium gallinaceum is the source of this 1200-nucleotide messenger RNA. RefSeq names its product pre-mRNA-splicing factor 38A, putative (gene PRP38A). The transcript is spliced from 2 exons. Gene Ontology annotation, cellular component: precatalytic spliceosome. The record is from RefSeq and is a predicted model, not a curated record. The coding region runs from base 1 to 1200 and encodes 399 amino acids. Lineage: Eukaryota; Apicomplexa; Aconoidasida; Haemosporida; Plasmodiidae.